Penicillium digitatum Pd1 is the source of this 1041-nucleotide messenger RNA. RefSeq names its product anaphase promoting complex subunit DOC1. Gene Ontology annotation, cellular component: anaphase-promoting complex. Lineage: Eukaryota; Fungi; Ascomycota; Eurotiomycetes; Eurotiales; Aspergillaceae. Gene Ontology annotation, biological process: anaphase-promoting complex-dependent catabolic process; protein K11-linked ubiquitination. The record is from RefSeq and is a predicted model, not a curated record.
AUGAUGGAUGACGACGACUUUGACGAGGAUUUUGACCCACGCGGGCGCAGCAUGCAAGAGCUCGGGAACGACGGGCCGCUCGACUUCGAUGAUUCCUUUGACGAUGGUCACGCCAUCGAAAGGCAACUUGAUGACUCCGAAAUUGAUGGCGAGGAGCUGGAGGAAGAAGUUGAGGACCAAUUCAAUGACGAAGAGGACCCCGACCAAGAGAUGCACGAUCGAGAAAAAUCCCCCUCCCCCUUACCUGCCAACUUGCGCGAGAUCUCAUCGCUGGCUUCCUGGACCGUCUCCACCUCCAAGCCGGGCUGCGGCGUCGCGGCCCUCCGCAACCCUUCCCCGGCACAGUACUGGCAAUCCGACGGACCCCAACCGCACACCUUAACCCUCCAUUUCUUCAAACUGGUGGCUGUCGUGCGCAUCCGCGUAUAUCUCGAUUUUGAGCUCGAUGAAAGCUAUACGCCCACGAAGAUGAUUUUUGCAGCUGGGAUGGGCGGCAACGACCUUGUCGAGUUUGCAACUUGGGAAGGCGAUGGCCCAUGCGGCUGGGUCGAUGUGCCACUGGAGAGCGUCGGCGGUAGGACCGGCGGAUGGGUCCGUAAUGACCCCGGGAAGUCGAAACGCCGCUCUGCGAGUAUGCGUCGGCGAAGAAUUGUGUACCGGAACUGUGAUGACCCUGAACAUGAACAUGAUGAUGAAUGUGAUCCGUUUUAUGAGAUUGAUGAACCUGAUAGCCAGGACGAGGAGGAUGAUCCCUAUUCUGGGAAUGUGCUCAAGGCCAUGGUCAUCCAAAUGCGCAUUAUGGAGAAUCAUCAGAAUGGAAAGGAUACCCAUGUUCGUGGUUUCCAGGUGUUUGCUUGUGACGAUAGCCACCGUCGGAUGGCCGCUGCUCCAUCCGCUUCUGCUGAUGCUCGGCGCCGUCGUCCGUCCCUACGCGGGGCUCAUGAUCUUCGUGGACGUGCCGCAAGUGAGGAGGUUGAUACUGGGUUCACUACUACCGGUCUAGACGAACCGGAUUGGAUGGGUGAGCCAGUGAUUCGAUAA